UGUAAAACCACCAAAUUGACAAGUGUGAAUAUUCAUCCUUGUAAUCAGGACACUAAGCAAACACAAAUCCUUGUAAUCACACACAUGGCUAGAUUCAAUACUGCCAGCAAAUUAUGUAGAAUCAUUCCUAGAUGAUUCAUCCCUGAGUUUGGCUAGUAUAAAUAGGGUUUGUUUCAUUCAUUUUAAACACACACAAACUUAGAAAUUCAGAAAUUCAGAAAUUUUCAGAUAUUAAGAAGAAGAUAUUUAGAGCUUUUAUUAAUAUAUCAAUCUCUCAAGUUUAGUCUUCAUCUUCUUCAUUUCACAACACGUUAUCAGCACGAAUCUGCUCAAAGUCUUCAAGAAAUCAUCAUCUCCUGCAGUAUAUCAUGGCAAAUAUUAUCAAAAGAGAAUUCGACGUUCUUGAUCUGUCCGGCCAAAAAUAUCUGGAAUGGAAAGUCGAUGCUUUAGCACAUUUAAAGGCUAAUGGUCUUGAAGACACCAUUGAGGCUAUUAAUCAAUCAUCUUCCCAAGAUAAAGCGAAAGCUAUAAUUUUCCUCCAUCACCACCUCCAUGAAAGUCUCAAAUCUGAAUAUCUUUUGGUUGAUGACCCAAAAGAAUUAUGGGACAAUUUACAGGAGAGGUAUGGCCACCAACAAAAGGUACCUUUGCCAAAAGCUCAGUAUGACCGGAUCAAUUUAAGAUUCCAGGAUUUUAAAUCAAUCAGUGACUAUAAUUCUGCCAUGUUCAAAAUAACAUCUAAACUAAAGUUCUGCGGACAAAAAGUCACUGAUGCUGAUAUGUUGGAGAAAACCUUUUCUACAAUGCAUAUUUCUAAUAUGCUGCUACAACAGCAAUAUAGACAAAAGGGUUUUAAAAAAUACUCCGACUUAAUAUCAGUAUUAUUGGUAGCUGAGCAAAAUAAUGACCUUUUGAUGAAAAAUCAUAAUCUGAGUCCCACUGGUUCUAGUCCUUCGGUUUAUGGUCCAUCUAGCCAUAAUUUAGCCACUGAAUCAAAUGCAACAUACAGUGACAGUAGAAGGCAUUUUAAACGUGGACAUUUUAAUGGUCAUAAUAACAAGUCCCACCGAGAAUAUAAACAAGUCAAUAGACCGAAUUAUAAGGGUAAGGGCAAACAAAAAGCCCAUCAAAUAAAUUGCCCUCCAAAAUCCUUGGGAAAAUCGACUUGUUAUAAAUGUGGCAUGACGGGGCAUUGGGCUAAUAAAUGUCGCACGGCUAAACAUCUGGUGGAGUUAUUUCAAGCUUCUAUGAAUUUAAACAAAGGCAAAAAUAUGGAAGCUAAUUAUGUCAAUGACACAACUUCAUCUCUGCCAAAAUUUGACGUAUCCGACUUUUUCACUAAUGAUGCUAUUAUGGACGAUGCUUUUGCCAUAAACCAAAAUGUUACAAAAUAAAAUAGUAGAUUCCGUAUGUUGUAUAAUACUAAUUUUAUGUAUUUUUUCUUUCUUCCAC
Cuscuta europaea is the source of this 1452-nucleotide messenger RNA. The record is from the annotation of a GenBank genome assembly. NCBI's taxonomy places the organism in Eukaryota, Viridiplantae, Streptophyta, Magnoliopsida, Solanales, Convolvulaceae.